CACCCCAACCUCACUAAAUAGCUUACCGAGGUAUAAUAUUAGAUCAUCUCUAAGAAUAAUUCCAUUGGGUUAUUGUUUCUGAAGGCAAACACCAUUGAAGAAUUCUUGAAGCUAUCAAAUGGAUCAAGAACAAGAACAAAUGCAAUUUCUUGGCUUUUUAGGCAUCUUCAAAGAAACCUUCAAAAUCAUCUCAACUUACAAACAAAUAUUCACCCAAAUCACUCUCGCAAUCAUCCUCCCCCUCUCCUUUGUGUUCUUGGCUCAUAUAGAAGUCUCUGAAUACCUAUUUGGCGAAAUCCGAAGUAACGAAUAUGAUCUUGAUCAAACCCCCAAGAACACCAAGGAGUACAAUUCGCUAUCCGAUCUAAUCUCUUCUGAAUGGACAUACUUUUUCUUGUUUAAAGUCAUAUACUUCAUAUUUUUCCUCAUUCUCUCCCUCAUAUCCACCUCAGCUAUAGUUUAUAGCAUUGCAUGCAUCUACACAUCGAAACACAUGAGUUUCAAGACGGUCAUGAGUGUCGUCCCAAAGGUUUGGAAACGGUUGAUGGUCACGUUUGUUUGGAAUUUCAUCAUUGUUUUCGUGAUCAAUCUACUAUUUUUGAUAGUUUUGGUCUUGUGUACCAUGUCGCUUGGUUUUACGACGACUUGGAUUUUUAGUCUAGGCAUUUUGGGCAUUGUUUAUUUGGUGAUUUUGGUAUACAUUAGUGUUAUCUGGCACUUGGCUAGCGUGGUUUCAGUAUUAGAAGAAGAUUAUGGGAUCCAAGCAAUGUUAAAGAGCAAGGAGUUGAUCAAAGGAAAGAUGAAUGUUUCUGUAGCUAUUUAUAUUGUUCUAAACAUAUGUUUUAUUGGUAUUCAAGUGGGAUUUGAGAAGCAUGUCGUCCUUGGACAAGGUUCACUCAUGAUCAGAUCGAUUUACGCGGUUAUUUUCUUCAUGUUGCUUUCGUUACUGAUUCUUUUCAGCCUUAUCGUGCAAACAAUCAUUUAUUUCAUCUGCAAAUCUUUCCAUCACCAAAACAUUGAUAAAUCAUUGUUGGCCGAUCAUCUUGAGGUGUAUCUUGGGGAUUACAUGCCAUUAAAAUCCAAGGAUGUACAACUAGAAAGUUUUGACAUAUAGUAGAAUUACAGUGUAUGGUUACUUUUCUCUUUGUAACAGUAUGUGGAACUAUACUUAAUAUAAUAUAAUCUCGUCAUAUUCAUUCGAGAAUUCGCUAUUAA
Messenger RNA from Helianthus annuus (common sunflower), 1215 nucleotides. RefSeq lists its product as uncharacterized. Bases 119 to 1114 code for a protein of 331 amino acids. The transcript has a single exon. NCBI's taxonomy places the organism in Eukaryota, Viridiplantae, Streptophyta, Magnoliopsida, Asterales, Asteraceae. The record is from RefSeq and is a predicted model, not a curated record.